This is a messenger RNA of Trichobilharzia szidati, 753 nucleotides long. Lineage: Eukaryota; Metazoa; Platyhelminthes; Trematoda; Strigeidida; Schistosomatidae. The record is from the annotation of a GenBank genome assembly.
AUGGAUCUGUUCAAAGUCAUUUUGGUGGCCGCAACUGCUUUACUUUUCCCAAGCUGUGCAACUGCUUGUACUACGAACGAGAGAGCCCAUCGGGAGUUGAUUAGCAGUUUAAAAACAAACGAUUAUGUCAAGUAUGUUAUGAAUUUAACCGAUCGUGGUUGUUUUGUUCACAAAGACCCAUAUGCACCUCAGUCACAACCAAUAGAAUAUGGUGGCAGGAUUCUUGAUCCCAAUACACAUGCGCGUAUCCUGGAAAUUUUAAGCAUUAGCCUCACUAAUGGUGCUCGUGCUUUAGUUUUAGAGUCAGGUAGUGGAUAUCUCUCAGCAUGUUUAUCGAUUAUGACUGGUCGUAAUGGCGUCACUAUAUCCGUUCCUCCCAGCAAUCAGUUGUUAUCUUUGGCCAAGAAUAAUAUUCAAAGCUGGGUAAAACAUACGAAAACACUUCAGAGUUUAAGAUUAAAGCCGGGGGAACAAAUUAAAUUUAUGAACAGGGGUGAUAAACAGGCUUGGUUAUCAAGUGGACCAUACAAUGGUAUCUUUGUUCACAAUACGGGAGGAGGAAUUUCUGUGGCCGAACUAGCAAACAUGCUAAAAGUAGGCGGUCGCCUAGUUGGCCUGGAAGGAGAUUUCGGAGGACAGCAGGAAUUGUUUAUGAUAGAGCAUUAUCCAAGAGGUUCCCUUCGACGGGUAUCUAUAAUGUAUUUCACAGGUGUUGCUUCACCUGACAGUUAUCACCCUGUGACGCAAGAGUAA